UUGUUACAAAGCUAUGUAGGUACUCGUUUUGAUUUCUGUUAUUUUUUCAAUAUGUUAUCUCCACUGCGUCACGUGACUAACGUCAUUUCUUUUGCAGGUAAGUCUACGACAUUUCGUAUGGCACUUCCGAAGCUGAUUUCAGUAAGACUCGAAGCAAGGAAAAGAACUUUGCAUUUUCAAAGGCAUAUGUUGGGAGGCUAAACAAGGUUUAUUGUCCUCCUGUGUGAAUUGAUUGUCCCCUGCUGGAAGGAAAAUGAGGUUUCUCCGUAAUGCGAUAAGUAACAUACGUGUCCCGAGGGAUAGGAAAAAUCUAGAAUGAAAAAGAG
Messenger RNA from Acanthoscelides obtectus, 326 nucleotides. NCBI's taxonomy places the organism in Eukaryota, Metazoa, Arthropoda, Insecta, Coleoptera, Chrysomelidae. The record is from the annotation of a GenBank genome assembly.